UAUGUGACCACCAAGGUAUUAUAACAUUUUAAAUUUAAUAAUGGAGCUUCUGAUCCAAGCAUGGCUCUACGAAAAGAAACUAUUCUUUGGCCUUCCUUAUGUCUCAAGAUUCUUUGUAGAGAACUUCAUGCUCAUGCCUGCUAUCUUUAAUCUUGUAAUAGCCUUUUGAGCACUUUAUUAUUGUAAUGUGGUUCAUAGAACCCUCUAUGAUUUUAUCAAAGCUUAUGGCUCAUACUUCUUGUUAUCUUGUAGUUCUGCACUCUUAUGAAUAAGUAUGGUGGUUCAGACGAAAUUUGCUGUAAAAAUAAAGAAAGAUAAGGGAGAGAGGAAAAUAUACGAAAAACCUUCCUAUUCAGAGUACAUAAUGAAGAAGAACUACGAACACUCAGACUUCUUUUGGUUAAGAUGGAGAUAUACAAGAUCAUUCCUUGCUCUGAUUUCUUUUUUGGUGUUCUUAAUUUUCAACAUUUGGGGUGUUUUUCAUAGAAAUAUUCAAAGUAUGCCGAUUAAAUGGAGAGGAUCAUUUUCAGGAAGACUUAUAGAGUUUCACACUCUUAUUUUAAACCUCUCUACCUUUAUUCUGACUAUUUCUCUCUGCACAAUUAUUCUAAUCAGACUGUCAUCAUUAAUAAUCUUUAUGAAAUUCCCGAAAAUUGCACUGUGUUUAUGUUUUUGCGGAAAGAAAAGGACCUCCAGAAAUUAACAAAUUCAAAGACUUUCAAUAAUUUAA
Molecule: messenger RNA, 730 nt
Organism: Moneuplotes crassus
Lineage: Eukaryota; Ciliophora; Spirotrichea; Euplotida; Euplotidae
Source: the annotation of a GenBank genome assembly